Caenorhabditis elegans is the source of this 1108-nucleotide messenger RNA. RefSeq names its product DUF19 domain-containing protein (gene C40C9.3). Lineage: Eukaryota; Metazoa; Nematoda; Chromadorea; Rhabditida; Rhabditidae. The coding region runs from base 14 to 424 and encodes 136 amino acids. The transcript has 3 exons. The record is from RefSeq and is marked reviewed.
ACAUUGUUAAACGAUGUUCAAUUCUGUUGUGUUUUUAACUAUUCUGGCGUACGCUAUUGCCGAUUCCUCAUAUUUUGGACCUGGUUUAUCAAAUCAAGUCGAAAAAAUAUUUUUCAAUAGCAACCCUUCAUCAGAAUGCGUUGAUGACGGCAAACUCUUCAAGCAAUGUUUCGGAGAUAAAAGCAUACCUCAGUUUGCAGACGUAGUUGGCACGCUAACAACUGAAUGGCUAGAUUCUUCAAUUUUUGUCGAUGAAACACGCGCCGCUUCGAAAUGCAUUAGAACGCCAACAUGUAACAAGAUCAAACUUGCAAAGUAUCUUAUGGAUUUAAUUGUUUAUAGAGGUAACAAAUUCUUAGCCCAGGACUCGACUGUUUCAAUAAGAAUGAAAUACUGGCUGCCACAUUUGGGUGCUCAAUGGUAGACUUCAGUGGGCCAGAGUUUAAUGAAAAGUACUCUAGAUGCAUUACAAGUUUUCAAAAAUGUGAUGAAAAUGCUCAAAAGACAAGAGUCUUAAAAGCUGUUAUGGUAUUCAACGAGCUACUUCAAAUCGCCAUAAUCACGGCCUCUCUUCAUUUCAAAAAAUAAAUCAAAUUGACGUGAUGAACUUUCUCUGCGUCUCUCAUGGGCGAGAGAGUGAGCUUUUUGAGCCGAAUUUGUACUGAAAACGGUAAAAUAGGCCGGAAACGGCUGAUAGUGAACAAAAUCUAAUAAAAAUUUACUAACUGCCUGAUCAAACACAUAGAAAUUAUAUGAAAAAAGGGCAAAAUUGUAAAUCACCUAUGAAUACGCCCACAUGUGAAAGUUCAAAAUUAGUGAUUUUCCAGACAAAACUGAUUAAAGCCGGCGAUUCGCUGAUAAAUCUUUAAGUUUUUUAUUAAUAUAUUGUCAAUUAAGACUAAGUGUAUCUAUUUUUAUGCAAAUAUCUAGGUUAGUGAUGUUCACGACGCCGGCAGACGGAAAAACAAAAGGCUACCUCGAAAAAUGGAUUUUUUCGAGACCUCUAGUGAUCCUUGAAAAGAGAAAUUUGAAAAUUGAAAGCCACCAUUUUGUAGAUAAUUUUUUUCUGAUUAUUUUCUGUUUUUGAUGAAGGUUUUUUGAUGAAAAU